AUGGACACUGAAGUUGGCGAUGGUGAAAGGGUCGAUGUAAUAAAGGAGGAGCUAAAGGUUGGUCCAAGUAUUGAUGUAACGCCGUAUGUGGCGGAACCGUCUACCGAAAUAGUUGGCGAUGGACUUUCGGAUGGAAAAGAAAGCGUAGGAGUGGGUGAUGCCAACGUUGCGUCCGUUGCCAAGUUGUCUGUAACGGUUGCUGCAUUCGUUGUCGAUGCCGAGGCUGUUGAUGACAGUGUGUUUGGCAAGUUCGUUGCGACGGAUAGUGAAGUGAGGUCCGAGAUUGGAGUCGAGCUCAAAGAACUCGUAUCUUGGCUUGCUUGGAUGGAACGGGACCCGGACGUCGUGCUUGUGAUCAAGUCUAAAGACGGAGAUUGCGUGAUUGAAGAGGUUGGAUUUGAGACGGAAUCCACAUUGCUUGUCAAUGGGUUCGAAGUAGAUGCUGAUAUUGAUGUGAACGUCGUGUUCGCAAAUGAACCAGUCAGAGAGACUGUCUCACUUGUUGACGAUGGACUUAUAGAAGAACUGCUGGUGGGCUCUGUGCUUUCAGAGGCCGCAACAGUCGUACUACCGAGGAAUGUUGUACUGAGAGAAAAGGCGCUGUCCGUUAUGCUACUUGACAGUAGACUUGUAAGAUCCGAGGACGUGCCGCUCAAAGUGAAUGUCAGGAUCGUUGUUGAGUCAGAAGAAGUCAAGGUGACGAGUGUGUCGGUACUAGAGAACAGUUCGGUUGUCGAGCUGCUACUCAACGUGGGGAUAUCUGUCGAUGAAAGAGAGGUCGUUGUCGAAGACGUCGUUCCUGUCGAAAUUGAGCUUAUAGAGGACGUCGAGGAGUCAGAAAAGAUCGUGGAAAGAGCAGUUGUGGAAGUUGAGCUGCUCGAUACUAGUGUCGUUGAAAGGGUGGAAGUCGUUGAGCUCAGGCUUAAAGAAGAAAUUGAAGGAGAAAACGAAUUUGUUGGAACACUGAACGUUGCUGGCUCAGUGCUUGACGUAGUGGUGUCAGCCGUAGACGUAGAUGAUGUGAGGAAAAUUGAAGAUGUAGAAGAGCUAGUCGUGUUUGCAAAUGGACCCCCGGUUGAUGUUGAAGAGAGCUGUGUAUUGCUGGUCACUUCGAUGCUGGUAGUUGUGAGGGACGAGGCCGUGAUAGAUUCGGAAGAAGUGAAAGAGGACGUCGGACUUGCGGUCGACGACAGGGACAAGAAAGAGCUUGAUGAGCUUGCAGAAGAGGCUGACGAAGGGGUUGAAGUCGAUAAGAAACUUGACGCAGUUGAUGAGAAGGUCGACGUGGAUGAGGUAGAUGAUGGAGUGGACGGCGAGGGAGAUGAGGGAGAUGAUGAGGAUGAAGUUGACGAUGAAGUCGAUAAGAUUGAAGAGGAAGUUGAGGAUGUGUCUGUUGUGGACUCUGAGCUUGUUAAAGAAAUCGAAGAAGAGUCUGAAGACGAGGUCGACGAUAAAGUCAAGGGUGAGGUUGAAUCAGAGGCCGACGAGGAUGAUGACAGGGAAGUUAAAGAGGAAGUCGAGGGGGAGGAGAUUGAGGAUGGGUCUGUGGUGGACUCUGACGUUGAUGCGAUCGUCGAAGAAGAAGUUGAGGUGGUUGAGGAUGAGUUCGAAAAGAAGGUGAAAGACGAAACUUCAGUGCUGGACUCCGAGUUCGAUGACGCUGUCGACGACGUGCUUGAUUCAGUCGUUUCCGUAGUAGUCGGAACAGGUGGAACCUCCCGGAAGCCAAAAUACACGCUGUAG
Colletotrichum abscissum is the source of this 1743-nucleotide messenger RNA. RefSeq lists its product as uncharacterized. The record is from RefSeq and is a predicted model, not a curated record. NCBI's taxonomy places the organism in Eukaryota, Fungi, Ascomycota, Sordariomycetes, Glomerellales, Glomerellaceae. Bases 1 to 1743 code for a protein of 580 amino acids. The transcript is spliced from 2 exons.